AUGUUUAUAUUUCUACUUCUGCAUGAGUUGAAGGAGGUUGGAAACAGCCAUCCAAAGAUAGAAGCAGAACUUCCAGUUAAUGCACUGAAGAAUCGAUAUCCACACAUUCUACCAUAUGAUCAUUCCCGGGUGAAGCUGACACUUAUGAAUGGAGAUCUGAAUUCUGGAUAUAUCAAUGCAAAUUACAUAGCGGGUUUCAACAGAGCCACUGAAUAUAUUGCAACACAAGCCCCCACACCGUUGUCUGUUCAUGACUUCUGGCGUAUGAUCUGGGAACAGAAAGUGAAGAAUAUAGUGAUGCUCACAGUAUGUGAGGAGAAAGGGAAGAUUCUGUGUGAUCAGUACUGGCCGUCAGGCUCUGCUUCAUAUGGACCCAUUACUGUAUGCUGCAUUAAAGAGCUUCCUGGUAAAGACUGGAUCACACGCCAUUUCAAACUAAAUCAUGUUGCAGAUUCUCAGGUGAGGCACGUAUCUCAUUUACAUUAUACACGUUGGCCUGAUAGUGGUAUUCCUGAAUCUCCAGCGUCCCUGGUAAAUUUUGUGUUGAUGAUAAGGAAGAAGGUGGAGGCUGCAAAAUAUUGUGGGCCCACGGUAUUGCACUGCAGUGCUGGUGUUGGGCGCACUGGAACACUCAUAGCUCUUGAUGUGGCACUGCAGCAGAUGAGAGCUGAAAGCUGUGUUGACGUAUUUAGCACUGUGUAUCAAAUGCGACUCAGCAGGUACCUGAUGGUGCAGACAGUGGAGCAAUAUAUUUUUGUGCAUCGCUGUAUUCUUGAAAAGAUAAUGCAAGAGAAGGAAUAUAGCAACCACAAAUGCGGUCCAUGAAAGAAGUUUGUCCAGGGCCUCAUUCAUAUUAAAGAUGACUGUGUUAUAGUGUUG
Messenger RNA from Pelobates fuscus (common spadefoot toad), 879 nucleotides. Its product is annotated as receptor-type tyrosine-protein phosphatase V-like. Lineage: Eukaryota; Metazoa; Chordata; Amphibia; Anura; Pelobatidae. The coding region runs from base 1 to 825 and encodes 274 amino acids. The transcript has 8 exons. Gene Ontology annotation, cellular component: signaling receptor complex. The record is from RefSeq and is a predicted model, not a curated record. Gene Ontology annotation, molecular function: protein tyrosine phosphatase activity. Gene Ontology annotation, biological process: peptidyl-tyrosine dephosphorylation involved in inactivation of protein kinase activity.